UCCAUGGUGUGGACAACUUAACCAUCCAUGUCCAAUCUGAUAAUGAUUAGCCUUACCUACACUACAAUACGAGCUACAAUGAUUUCUUACCCAAGGCCUCACAGCAUUGGGCCCCUUGUUAGGUUAACCCAACAUCCCCCUGAAGGGUCAGGCCUGGAGCAACCCUUCUUCUCCUGAGGAGGAUGUAUGCCUGCUUCUCAUUGGUGCCAAGUCUCUACCUCCCUCCCUGGUCUUCAGGUAACACAAGGUUGCAUCACAAUGGAGGCUCAAGUUUCAAGAUGUCCAAUCUCAGCUUCACCCCUCAUCGAAGGACCUUGUCUGGGCAGGAAAAAAUGAUCUAGCAUCCUGGGCUGCAGCCAAUGCAGACCCUGGUCUGGGUGGAGAAGGACAGCGAUGUAUAGACUUUGUGAUGACAGGAUGUCCUGAGAAUGACAGACGAGCGAGUGAAAGACACGAUGGAGGAGUUUCUUCUCUCCCAUGGUUACCAGAUGGGCAAAACCAUUGGAGAAGGAACAUAUUCAAAGGUCAAAGAAGCCUUUUCAAAAAAACACCAACGAAAAGUGGCUGUGAAAAUUAUAGACAAACUGGGAGGACCAGAAGAGUUCAUUGAGAGAUUCCUGCCUCGAGAGCUCCAGAUUGUCAAGCGCCUAGACCACAAGAACAUCAUCCGGGUGUAUGAGAUGCUGGAGUCCACAGAUGGAAAGAUCUACCUGGUGAUGGAGCUGGCAGAGAAUGGCGAUGUCUUUGACUGCGUCCUGCAAGGGGGACCCCUGCCCGAGAGCCGGGCCAGGGCGCUCUUCCGUCAGCUGGUAGAAGCCAUCCGCUAUUGCCACAGCUGCGGGGUGGCGCAUCGUGACCUCAAGUGUGAGAAUGCCCUCCUGCAGGGGCUCAACCUGAAACUGACAGACUUUGGCUUUGCCAAGUUGCUCCCCAAGAACCGCAAGGAGCUGAGCCAGACCUUCUGCGGCAGCACAGCCUACGCGGCCCCCGAGGUGCUGCAGGGGGUGCCCCACGACAGCAGGAAAGGCGACGUGUGGAGCAUGGGCGUGGUCCUUUACGUCAUGCUUUGUGCCAACCUGCCCUUUGACGACACAGACAUUCCCAAGAUGCUUUGCCACCAGCAAAAAGGGGUCUCCAUCCCCGGCCACUUGGGGAUCUCUGAGGAAUGCCAGGACCUUCUCAAAAGCCUCCUGGAACCAGACAUGAUCCUGAGGCCUUCCAUCGAAGAAGUGAGUUGGCACCCAUGGUUAGCAAGUUCCUGAGGACGGGACCAUGUCGAAAUUCUCCCCAAAUAAAAGGGGACAGGCUGUUUCCAAAAUGCUCACAUAUAUUUUAACGUUAUGCUCAGUUUCUAGUCUAUCCUUAAUCCACCGAGGGAGGCAUUUUAAAUAUUCCCCUCUCAUCAGGAACUGCAUUCCCUUAUCCAAAGACGCCUGCAAAGGUGGUUACAAAUAAGUCAAAAGACCCAGAAAAAUAGAGUGAAGGUGUCUAACCUAACCCUUGCUGGAAUUUAUUUCUCAAACACACAGAAUCACUUUGAAAUGUGGACUCUUAGAAACCUCCCACGGGAUUCCAAACUGCAGGUCUCCUCCCUUGGCUGUUCUUCAGUGGCAUGCCAUCCGUUGGUAUCCCAACUGGGAAAGGGAAGGAGGUUCUGUCAUGAACCAAAGCAACUUGUUGAUCCAAGGAGCAUUGUAAUCCAAAUGAGCUGCCAGAAAAUCAUUCCCAACCUGGUGCCUUCCGGAUAGGUUAAAGGAACCAAUCUCAGAAUUCCUAGCCCAAGUUUCCACAAAGUUCCUUGGCAUGAAUACCUGAGGAGGGUGUGUGGUAUGUUCUAAGGCAGAGCUUUUCUGAGUCCCUAAGAUAGAAAUAAAAAACCUGGAGGCUGCCAGGAACUGAACCUGGAGCUCAGCUGUACAAAAUAUGGGCUCCAACAAGUAACGGUGUCUCCAGGAUUUGUUUGCUGGUACACAAAACAUUUUGAAUUUGAGAAGUAUCAAACUGGAAACCCCUACUUUAACAAACCAGGCCAUCUUGAAAACUUGAGAAACAGAUCAAACUAUUAAGGCACCCCCUUCCAAAUUAACAAAAGAGCCUGUUUCCCAGAGUAACUCACACUCAAAAUGGGGCAUUUCAAAUUUGAAAUGGUUUCAAUUCUAAUUAUUUUGAGCUCCCUUAGCUAGCAAAUAUAUUGGGAGAACUCCCAGAUGCUAGCAAGGGAACAAGGCUCCUGAAAAGUAAUGUCCACUGCAGCACCUAUAAUAUAUAGCUUGGUCCUAUAAUGCCACCCCUUUCCGCCAGUAUAGCCAAUAGUCUGGCUGGCUUUGGAGAGAGACUCAGUCCGACACGUCUUUCACUCUAUGAACUUGGCAAGGCAGGUUGGAGGGGCUGAGCAUCUUUCAGCACCGCCUCCCUUAGCCUUCUGACUGGCUUAUCAGGAAGUGUGCAUAUCAGUCAAAGCCAAGUCCACCGCCAAGUUCCA
Messenger RNA from Pseudonaja textilis, 2482 nucleotides. It is a transcript of the gene TSSK3, whose product is annotated as testis specific serine kinase 3. Gene Ontology annotation, biological process: intracellular signal transduction; microtubule cytoskeleton organization; protein phosphorylation. The record is from RefSeq and is a predicted model, not a curated record. Gene Ontology annotation, molecular function: ATP binding; tau-protein kinase activity. NCBI's taxonomy places the organism in Eukaryota, Metazoa, Chordata, Lepidosauria, Squamata, Elapidae. Gene Ontology annotation, cellular component: cytoplasm.